UUGAUGGCUUAAAAGCGGAGGUAGACAGAGAACAGAGGGUGCAUUAUAUUUAUCAACGGCUAACGUUAUAUUUUUAUUUUCUCCACUGCCCUCAAAGUCCAUCUUAGAAGACGGGAAAUAAAUUAACGCUUCUUAUUUUUUUUAAGCAUCUGUAUGCAUUUGCAUCGGUUCAGGAUGAAAAUCCAUUAGGAGGACAACACUUCUGGAUACCUCACAGGAUUGCAACACUGCAACUUGCCACUUUCAUGGAAAAAAGCAACAUUUGGAAACAUGUCUCGUAAAUGUGACUAAAGAAAGCAUCACGAGGAUCAUGCAUUCUGCUCCAAUGAGGUGAAAGUGACCAUCUCCGACAUGUAUGAGGAGAACAGAAAAAGGAAUGGGUACGCCAAUGAGGAGGAGGAGGGUGGUGGUGAAGCGGAAGAAGAGGAGGAGGAGGAGGGAGGAAGAGGGGAAGCUGACGAGGACACAGAGGAAGAGAGGGAUGAAGAGGAGGAUCAUUUUCAUCCGAAGAUGAACCGCACGGAAACGCUCAACUCCACCACCAGCUCCACUGCAACGCAGAAGAAGAGAAGUCAACACAUGAAGAAACAGAUCCAGGGCUCCAACCAGGUGCAACGGGCCCCCAGAGCUCUCUUCUGCCUUAAACUAAACAACCCCAUUCGCAGGGCCGCUCUGCACCUUGUGGAAUGGAAACCAUUCGAUAUCUUCAUUCUUCUGGCCAUCUUUGCUAAUUGUGUGGCAUUGGGGGUCUCUAAGCCUUUUCCUGAAGACGACUCAAACGCCACCAACCAUGACCUAGAACAGGUUGAAUAUGUGUUUCUGAUCAUCUUCACCAUUGAGACCUUUAUGAAGAUACUGGCAUACGGUCUCGUCAUGCACCCUAGCUCUUACAUCCGCAACGGCUGGAAUUUACUUGACUUUGUCAUCGUCAUUGUAGGGCUGUUUAGUGUGGUCUUAGAAACUGUUACUCAUAAAUCAGGUGAAACAACUUCCCACAUGCCGGGAAAGCCUGGCGGUCUGGACGUCAAAGCCCUCAGAGCCUUCAGGGUCCUACGACCCCUCCGACUGGUCUCAGGAGUGCCCAGCCUGCAGAUUGUGUUAAACUCCAUAAUGAAGGCAAUGGUUCCCCUGUUGCAUAUCUCUCUGCUUGUCCUCUUUGUCAUCAUCAUCUAUGCCAUCAUCGGACUGGAGCUCUUCAUCGGCCGAAUGCAUCGCACCUGCUAUUUUAUAGACUCAGAUUAUCAUGCAGAUGAUGACCCGCUUCCCUGUGCAUUUGCGGGUCACGGUCGCCAGUGCAUCGUCAAUGGCUCAGAGUGCAGAGGAAGGUGGGACGGGCCAAAUGGUGGCAUCACCAACUUUGAUAACUUCUUCUUCGCCAUGUUGACAGUGUUCCAGUGCAUCACGAUGGAGGGCUGGACAGAUGUCCUGUACUGGAUGAACGAUGCGAUUGGUUUCGAGCUGCCGUGGGUUUACUUUGUCAGCCUGGUCAUCUUUGGAUCCUUCUUUGUACUCAACCUUGUGUUGGGUGUGUUGAGCGGGGAAUUCUCUAAGGAGAGAGAGAAGGCGAAAGCUCGAGGAGACUUCCAGAAGCUCCGUGAGAAGCAGCAGAUGGAGGAAGAUCUGUGUGGAUAUAUGGACUGGAUCACUCAGGCUGAGGACAUUGAUGAGUUUGAUGAGGACGGGAAUAGACGUGUGACCUUGCGUGACCUAGCUGAUAAGAAGAGGGGAAAAUUCGGCUGGUUCAGCCACUCGAACGAAACCCAUGCAAGUCUUCCUGCCAGUGAAACGGGUUCUGAGAACACUGAAAAUAUAGACGAAGAACAUACAGAUUGUUGUGCUGCUUGCUGCGCUAGCAUCAUGAAGAUUUCCUGCUGUCGUGCGCUGCGCCGCUGGAACCGUUGCGUUAGGAGAAACUGUCGCAAGGCUGUAAAAUCAGUGACAUUCUAUUGGCUUGUUCUGAUCCUGGUCUUCCUCAACACAGCUCUGAGUGCCUCCGAACACUACAACCAACCGGAAUGGCUCACCGAUGUUCAGGACAUUGCCAAUAAGGUUCUCCUCUCACUGUUCACGGUGGAGAUGUUGUUGAAGAUGUACAGUCUGGGGUUGCAGGCGUAUUUUGUGGCGUUUUUCAAUCGUUUCGACUGUUUCGUGGUGUGUGGUGGGAUUCUGGAGACGGUGCUGGUGGAGAUGGAGAUCAUGCCCCCUCUGGGCAUCUCAGUGUUGCGCUGCGUACGCCUGCUUCGGAUCUUCAAAGUCACACGCCAUUGGACGGCUCUGUCUAAUCUGGUGGCCUCGCUGCUGAAUUCAAUGAAGUCCAUCGCAUCCCUCUUGCUGUUGCUCUUCCUUUUCCUCAUCAUCUUCGCUCUGCUUGGCAUGCAGCUCUUCGGGGGGAAGUUUAACUUUGAUGAGACGCAGACCAAGAGAAGCACUUUUGAUACUUUCCCUCAGGCCCUACUCACCUGCUUUCAGAUAUUAACCGGUGAAGACUGGAAUGUUGUGAUGUAUGAUGGCAUCAUGGCGUACGGAGGCCCUGUUUUCCCUGGGAUGAUUGUGUGUCUUUACUUUGUGAUUUUGUUCAUCUGUGGUAACUAUAUCCUGCUAAACGUCUUCUUGGCCAUCGCUGUCGACAAUUUAGCCGGAGCCGAUGGAGAUGAUAAAAAGAAAGAAGAUAAAAAGGAAGCAGAGAAAGGUGAUGCUGAAGAAGAGAACGGAGAGGUGAAGGUGGACAUGGAUGAGUAUGAAGAGGAGGAGCAGCCUGAGGGGGCAGAUGAUGAAGAAGGGAAAGCACAGCUGAAUGUCGCUGACUUUGCACCUCCUAAAGAGAAGGUUCUGCCAAUCCCAGAGGGCAGUGCGUUCUUCUGCCUCAGCAAGACCAACCCGAUAAGAGUGGGCUGUCACACCCUGAUCCAUCAUCACAUCUUCACCAAUCUCAUCCUGCUCUUCAUCAUUCUCAGUAGCAUCUCUCUGGCUGCAGAGGAUCCUAUAAGAGCUCACUCCUUCAGGAACAAUGUGCUGGGUUAUGCUGAUUAUGCUUUCACUUCUAUAUUCACUGUGGAGAUCCUGCUAAAGAUGACAGUACAUGGUGCUUUCUUGCAUCAGGGUUCCUUCUGUAGAAACUGGUUUAAUUUGUUGGAUCUUUUGGUGGUCAGUGUGUCUUUGGUCUCCUUCUUCUUACAUUCGAGUGCGAUCUCUGUAGUAAAGAUUUUAAGGGUGCUCAGGGUACUCAGACCUCUUCGUGCGAUCAACAGAGCCAAAGGACUCAAGCAUGUUGUGCAGUGUGUGUUUGUGGCUAUAAGGACAAUUGGGAACAUCAUGAUUGUCACCACCCUCCUGCAGUUCAUGUUCGCCUGUAUCGGCGUUCAACUCUUCAAGGGGAAAUUUUAUCGAUGUACCGAUGAAGCCAAAAACACUCCAGAACAGUGCAAGGGCACAUUUGUGAUAUACAAGGAUGGAGAUGUGAGUCAUCCAAUGGUGAGGGAGAGGAUCUGGAUUAACAGUGACUUCAACUUCGAUAAUGUUCUCAUGGGAAUGAUGGCCCUAUUCACUGUCUCCACUUUCGAGGGCUGGCCAGCGCUGCUCUACAAAGCCAUUGACGCCAACGCGGAGAUCCACGGACCCAUCUACAACUAUCGUGUGGGGAUAUCCAUAUUCUUCAUCGUCUAUAUCAUCAUCAUCGCCUUCUUCAUGAUGAACAUCUUCGUGGGUUUCGUCAUCAUCACUUUUCGUGAGCAGGGAGAGGCUGAGUUCAAGAACUGUGAGCUGGACAAAAAUCAGAGACAGUGUGUGGAGUAUGCUCUGAAGGCCCAACCGCUGAAGCUCUACAUCCCCAAAAACCCUGUGCAGUACAAGUUCUGGUCUAUAAUCAACUCCACAGGGUUUGAGUACAUCAUGUUUGUGCUGAUUCUUCUCAACACGGUGACUCUUGCUGUGCAGCAUUAUGAACAGUCAAAGUUCUUCAGCUAUGUGAUGGACAUCCUCAAUAUGGUUUUCACAGGCCUUUUCACUGUGGAAAUGAUCAUAAAACUAAUGGCUCUCAGACUCAGGCAUUACUUUGUUGACGCUUGGAAUUCCUUUGAUGCUCUUAUUGUGGUAGGAAGUGUGGUGGACAUCGUGGUUACAGAGUUCAGCAGCUCAGAGGACAGCUCACGCGUGUCAAUUACGUUCUUCCGUCUGUUUCGUGUAAUGCGACUGGUCAAACUCCUCAGCAAAGGAGAGGGUAUUCGUACGCUUCUCUGGACUUUUGUGAAAUCUCUUCAGGCCCUGCCGUAUGUUGCUCUUCUUAUUGCUAUGAUCUUCUUCAUCUAUGCUGUGAUUGGAAUGCAGACAUUCGGAAAGAUCGCCAUGCAGGACCACACACAGAUUAACAGAAACAACAACUUUCAGACCUUUCCGCAGGCUGUGCUUCUUCUCUUCAGGUGUGCCACAGGUGAGGCGUGGCAGGAGAUCAUGUUGGCCAGCCUUCCAGGAAAGCGCUGUGAUCCAGAAUCAGACUAUGAACCUGGUGAAGAGCUCGCCUGUGGCAGCAACUUUGCCAUCAUCUACUUUAUCAGUUUCUUCAUGCUCUGUGCCUUCCUGAUCAUUAAUUUGUUUGUUGCCGUCAUUAUGGACAAUUUUGACUAUCUGACCCGUGAUUGGUCGAUUCUUGGACCCCAUCACCUGGAUGAAUUCAAAAGAAUCUGGGCAGAGUAUGAUUCUGAAGCCAAAGGUCGUAUUAAGCACUUGGAUGUGGUGGCUUUACUCCGGAGGAUCCAGCCUCCUCUGGGAUUUGGGAAGCUUUGUCCUCACCGUGUGGCCUGCAAGAGGCUGGUUGCCAUGAACAUGCCCCUUAACAGCGACGGUACGGUGACCUUCAACGCCACCCUGUUUGCCCUGGUCAGAACUGCCCUGAAAAUUAAAACUGACGGGAACCCAGAUCAAGAGAACGAGGAAUUGAGAAUAAUUAUUAAGAAGAUCUGGAAGCGGAUGAAACCUAACAUCUUAGAUGAGGUUAUUCCACCCCCUGCUGAGGAAGAAGUGACUGUUGGUAAAUUCUACGCUACAUUCCUGAUCCAGGAUUACUUCAGGAAAUUCCGCAAGAGGAAGGAGAAAGUGGGUCUGGGAGACUCCGAGUUUGAUAACCCCUCAGCUCUACAGGCCGGGCUGAGAACUCUACAAGACCUGGGUCCAGAAAUGAGACUGGCCAUGAACGAAGACCUGGAUGAGGAAGAGGAAGGCCUGCAGGAGGAGCAGGACGCGGAGGACACCAGUUACAAGAAAGAAAAUGGUUAUGCAGGCCACGCCGAGCACUCAAACAAAAGCCGCCGCUCCUCUCUGGCCACGACUGCGACCGGCGCUCCGGUUGCUCUCCCAGGAGACGGGAUCCUGAACGGGGGACCGGGACGUAGGAGCUCUUUAGCAAAAACACAAAAUGGGAAUGGCGCUCUGGAGUGUGACAACUUCAGGAGAAGAGACAGUACACGUUCCUCCUUCCAUUACCAACACAAGAAUGGUCUGAUCGACCAGCUGCCUAGGAGGUCGUCAUACUGCAAAAACUCAAGGAGAGACUCCAGGGACAGAUUCUCGUCUCCUCUCUCACGGAGAGAGGAAGGCGGUGUGUACCCUGGAGAGCAACGCUUCUAUGGAAAAGAUGAAGACAGCGAGAGCGUCAUCUCAAGAGAAAGGCACGGUUAUCUAGAUGACAACCCAAUGUACCUGGGUCAUCGAGACAGGUAUGACGGACACUCUAUGAGACCUCAUGUAUACAGUAAUCAUUAUGGAAACAGUUACGGAGACGCCAGGAGGACAGCUCGAAGACGCCUGCUGCCAGCUACACCUACCGGGAGAAAAGCUUCAUUUAAUAUUCAGUGUUUGAGAAGGCAAGGUAGCAAUGAUGACCUGCCCAUCCCAGGAACGUACCAUCAGAACUCUCCUCCCUUCAGAGCACGUGCUGAGGGAUUCAAUGUUUACGAUUCUCGUCGCAGCAGCGCUCGAUCAUCCACGGGUUCAACAUCAUCCUGGGCAAACACUGGCCCUCGCCGGGGUCGACUCCUUUACGCUCCCCUCAUCCUGGUAGAAGAAGAGAGUUCAGGUGGAGCUGCUAACGUGGGCCUCUGGGACAAAAAGAGCAACCCUGCCGGCCCGCUCGGGACUGUCCGGCAGGGAUGGUACUCGGAAUCCUCUGCUGGUGUAGGGGCGCAGCCGUACAGAGCCUACACCACUCUGAGAGUCCCCACCCAACUCAGUCCUCAUUACAGCGAGAAGAGAGGCAGCGCUGACAGUCUGGUUGAAGCGGUCUUGAUCUCCGAAGGUUUGGGCUUAUACGCCAAGGAUCCAAAAUUUGUGGCCUUUGCCAAGCGCGAGAUCGCAGAUGCCUGUCAGAUGACCAUAGAUGAGAUGGAAAGCGCUGCCAGUGAUCUCCUGACCCUUGGGGGCUCUGGGGAGAGCCAAGGAUUCCUGAAUCACACAGACAUGGGACCCGUUUACAGCGAUGAGGAGCCCAUCAGGAACCACGAGGAGGAAGACCUGGCUGAUGAAAUGACGUGCGUUACGUCUUUCUAAAUGACAGAAAAGAGAACCAAUCAGGAUUUUAGUGGGAGGAGCAACAGAAAGGCUGAGAGGCCAAUCAAAUUGCUCAUGCAGCAUGAGUUUUCUCUAUCUGAGAGAUAUGGUGGACACUUGCAUGUGGUGGUUUGGCUCUGAUACAUUCUGGCUCGGCCUGUUCAUACUGACCAACACGCGUUUGCUCUGUCAGCAUGGCGGUUCACAUUCUAUGCUCCAUAUCUCAGAGAGGAAUCUUUUUUAUAAGGAUAUCAUGCAAAUGUGAUUUUCCACCUCAUUCUCAUCUAUCUCUGUCUGUUUAAUUUUAAACUUCAUUUACAAAGAGAUGGUCCUAUCCGUAUUCAGUUUGAUAGUGAUUUGCAUCAGCAUGUAUUAUCAUUAUGUUUUAUGGGGUUCCGACAUUGUUUUGCAUACUGUGUAUAUGUGUAUUUUCCCACAGUAUUGCGGAAGUCAGUGUAGUGAUUCAUCUUCAUUGGUAUGUGGGCUGAAUUUUUCAGAGUGGAAUAAAAGAGCACUGUUGUGGUCACUUAAAUGUUCAAUUUAAAAUAAAACUUUUUUAGAACAGCUUAAUAAAUAAUGUCUUUUUGAAAAAAAAAUGUUUUGUAUUUAUUUGUAUUUUAUUAUUUCUUAAAUCAGUUUUUAUAAAUUCCAUUUGCCUAUUUUACUCUAUGUGGUUGACUUUGAAAUAUUGCCGAUAUAACUAGUCACAAUAGUCCUGUUAUAGUUUUGCCAAUUUCCUUUAUUAAUAACUGAAUCUGCUCCAAUUUAUUAAUAAAUGAAUCUGUUCUAAAUUCCCAUAGAAGAGAGACCUACUGAAAAGAGGACAGUGCCCUAUUCAGUGCUCUAUUUCUAUGGCCAUCUCUGUAAUGCUGUAAAAACGACUGAACAUUCAAUGAGAUUACAAGGAAUGCAAAUAUCCUUUCACAGACUGUAUGCCAUAUAUAUGACACCCCCAAUGUUUACUCCCUUCCAUGUCCAUUAGUGUAAAUAUAUAGCAAAUUAAUGUUAUUAAAAUGAAUAUAAUGACUUUACAUGAAAUAAUGUGGUAAUUAAUUAGAGUUUAUACAUUUUAAUAUAUGUUUGUAAACUGAAAUAUAAAUAUGUAAAUAUUUCCACUCCUUGCGAUCUGCCUUUCUUUUAGUGUUUAUGAGAAUUAAAUAUGU
Molecule: messenger RNA, 7700 nt
Organism: Triplophysa rosa
Lineage: Eukaryota; Metazoa; Chordata; Actinopteri; Cypriniformes; Nemacheilidae
Gene: cacna1fb
Product: calcium channel, voltage-dependent, L type, alpha 1F subunit
Exons: 48
Coding region: 352-6537 (2061 amino acids)
Biological process (GO): calcium ion import across plasma membrane
Cellular component (GO): voltage-gated calcium channel complex; membrane
Molecular function (GO): high voltage-gated calcium channel activity; calcium ion binding
Source: RefSeq, a predicted model, not a curated record